CAGAGUCAUAGUCCAACACUCAAACCACUAUGCCACAGUAGUUUAACAUAGACAAUUUUUUAAAAUAAAUUGAACAAUAAAAUAAUUAAAGCCCUCUAGGAAAAGGCAGAAAUGCUGGGUGCUGCCAGAUACUUAAUUGACUGCCAUUAAUAGCAUUUUCAUUUAUUGUGCAUUUUUCACUGCAUUGCCUGCAUAAUAAGAUGCCAGGGCAUUAAGUGAAGUCUGUAGUUUAUUUCCUAAGAAACGUUUAAACUGACAGGGGUUGGAUGGCAGAAAAUCAGAAAGCAAACUAGGGGUAUAGUGGUGAAACCAUGUGAUGGUAAAAUGGUAGCAACACCCUUGGGAAAAAAGAGUGGCAUCUCAUCCUGUCAGUGCUAGAUACAGUAGCAAAUAGAAAUCUCUUUGAUUUAAGCCCCUUCCUAAUUUUCCAUCCUUGGUUCUGCUCAGCUCCUGGAACAUUAACAAGUAUGUGGUGAUGAGUUUCCCUGCUCUUCAGGGAAUGUCAUAACAAGAUCAUGGUUAUCAUUAUGGCAAUGGUGGAUUGUGAUUUGGGCCUGUUUUAAGAAUUAAAAGAUGUUGCCUCUCUAAGAUGCAGGUGGCUUUUGAGGAGGUGGUCGUGUAUUUCACUGAGCAGGAGUGGUCCUUGUUGGAUGUGAACGAAAGAGCUCUCUACUGGGAUGUCAUGCAGGAGAACUACCAGCACGUGAUCUCACUGGGGUUUCCAGUGGCUUGGCCUAGAACGCAUCUGGAGCAAGAAGAACUGGGGAGAUUGCAUUUCCAGGGACAUCAGGGGGAAAAAACCUUUACAAAAUCCUUUGGAGCUGUUGAUGAAAAGAAAGAGGACUUUCAUAAGAAAAGGCUUUUAAAGGAGGACAUAUCUAUGCAAGCUCUUUACUUGAAAGAUAUUGAGGAACUAAAUAAAAAUAUGAUGCCAGGAGAACAUAUACUGAAGAAACAUUUAUGUCCCGAUUGUGGGAAAAUUUUUUGCCGCCGUUCAGAUCUUGUUCGGCACCAAAAACUCCAUACAGGAGACAAACCCUAUGUCUGCAUUAAGUGUGGAAAAGGCUUUGUUCAGAGUACCCAUCUCAUUGCACAUCAGAAAAGCCAUGCAAGAGAGAAACCCUUCAUCUGUUCUCACUGUGGGAGGAGUUUCAACCAGAUCUUAAACUUCACUAGACACCAGAGAACUCACUCUAAAGAACCACCUUUCAGAUGUUCUGAGUGUGGAAAGACCUUCAGCCGCAGUUCAAACCUUAUUAUGCAUCAAAGGACACACACAGGAGAACGGCCUUACAGAUGUUUUGACUGUGGAAAUAGCUUCAGUAGGAGUUCAACUCUUGUUACACACCAGAGAACUCACACAGGGGAGAAACCCUAUAAAUGCCAGGACUGCUGGAAAAGUUUUGGAAGGCGCUCGACCCUUGUUAUGCAUCAGAGAACUCACACUGGGGAGAAGCCUUAUAAAUGCCCUGACUGCCCAGAAACAUUUAGUGUUAAAUCUGGUCUUCUUAGUCAUCAGAGAAUCCACAUGACUGAAAAACCCUAUUUAUGCCUGGAAUGUGGCAAACACUUUUGUCGGAGCGCAGACCUCAUUAUCCACCAGAGAAUUCACACAGGAGAAAAGCCAUAUCAGUGCAAUGACUGUGGCAAGAAAUUCAACACAAAUUCUCACCUUGUUACACAUCAGAGAAUUCACACAGGAGAGAAACCGUACAAGUGCCCUGAGUGUGGGAAAAGUUUUUCUUACAGUUCAGUACUUGUUGGCCACCAGAGACUUCACACAGGAGAAAAACCUUAUGCAUGUCUCAAGUGUGGGAAAACCUUCCGUAACAAUUCACAUCUGAUCACUCACCAGAGAGUACACUCAGGAGAGAAACCUUAUCAAUGCCUUGAGUGUGGGAGGAGUUUUAGUGUAAGUUCGAAUCUUACAAAACAUCGGAAAAUCCAUGAAAGAGAGACAUCAUUUAAGCAGGAGGAGCCUAAUGAACUUCUGUAUAAUCAGAAAAGUUGCUAAAUAAGGUAUUGCAUUGUGGAAGCAUUAGUACAUCACCCCAGAUUUUGUAUUAGAGAAUGAUCAAAAUUGGGAAUGGACAUAAAGUAGCAAGGAAUGUAUACUAUGUAGAACGUAGAAUGAUUUAGUUUUGGGAUCAGUUAGAUGAGCUGAAAUAACAUAUUAACUGAUAAUUUUUGGUGGUUUUCAUGGGAGAUAACCAACUACUCAUUGAAAUUUUAACAUAAAGAGGGAUAUAACUGAUAAGUUUUCAGUAUAACACUAACAUGCUUUGAUUCAUUAAUUUGUUAGUUUAGAAAAUUACUGCUGCUUUUUAUAGGCCUUGAGAGAUUUAAAUCUGCAGUGUCUAUGUGUUGUCAUGUACAGCUCGUGCGUGGAGCUGUACAUUUUUCUCUGCAACAGGUUUUUUUCCUUCAUUUUGGAAGAUGGAGAACAUCUUUUCAAAGUUCGUUUGUCUUUCAUGCUGUGAGCCACAUUCUGCUCAUUUACUCAAGAUUAAACUAUAUUGAACUUGAUGGUACUUUUGAAUAGACAGGUGUAGGAUUGUACUCAUCACUGAUUUAUUAAAAAGAAAAUAACUUUAUGUUAGAGGUGGGAGGUCUUCUGCACAUCUUCAGAAACUAUGGAGUGGGGCAUGGGGGAAUACAGGUUUCCUUUCAAAAUUAACCUUAUGUUCACUUAACUAGAUGUCAGCUUCAGUGAACACAAAGUGGUUUUUAAUUUUGGGGCAGGAAAAUGUGCAUAUAAUUGGCCAAUAAUUUCUUUAUAAAUGCAAAACGUCUGCCAGAUAUCCAUAGUUAAGAUUGGUUAGUGGUGAAGGGAGGGCUGUAUUUACUUGGGAAGGUGGAACUUUUUUUAAAAGGGCAGCAGUAUUAGAAGGUUUGCCCUGGAUGUUUCUUUCUGCUAUUGCCAGCAGAAUGGCACUAUGGGGUGGCAAAGUGGAUUCCUGCCAUAGGAGUAAAACAAAGAGUAAUUUUCCUUCACUUGGAAUAUAACUUGUCAAGAAGAUGUCUAGGAGCUCUUUCGACUAAACAAUUAUAGUACUGUGAUUCUACUUUAACCGACAUGGCUGCAUCCCAUGAAAUCCUGGGAUUUAUAGUUUAGAGAGGGCUGUUUAGAAUUCUCAGCCAGUGAGCUCUAGGGCCUCACGCAACUGCAAACCCUAGGAUUCCAUACAAUGUUGCCAUGGCAGUUAAAGUUGUGUCAAAGUGCUAUUGUUGUAUAGUAUGAAAAGGCCUGAGUUGGAACUCUUGUCCAUGGCAUGCUAGUUUUUUUGUGUGCAGGGAUAUUUUUAAGUGCAGAAAAAUAUUUAUAUGAUGUAAUCCAGGAAAAAGAUUACCACUUGCCAAUGCAAUCCUAUACAUGUCUACUCAGAGGUAAACACCAUUAUGGGCCAAAACAGAUGGGUGGAAGGGGCGGCUUGAAGCUCCCCCUUCCAAAGACAGAUUGGGACCGCAGUGAAUGCACACCUUGCAGAUGGCUGAAAAAGGAGCGGCAAAGAUGCGCUCCUUUUUCGGCCAGGGCAAAGGUGACAUUUUCUGACCUGCCACAGCCCCAUGGCAGCUUCAAGCUGCUCUGAUGUCAUGCAUCGUACAGAUGCCAUGCCGCCAGAGCACCUUGAAGCUGCCCAUAUCUGGGUGGCCGUCCGACAUCUGGGCGGCUUCAGGGCAGUGUGGGAGCAUGUGGUGUACAAAUCCUGCGCUCCCAAGCCACCCAGACAGCAGCUUUAAAGGGCUGUCUGUUCCGACUCUAUGUGCAUUUUCCCUACAGGUAUCAGGCUGCAGCCUUAAAUGUUAUAUAUGUACCACAGAUAGUUCCAAGUUGGCUUCUUGAAAAAGAAAUGAAUAACGAUAAGAGUUCAUACAAUGAUUAGUGGAAGAGACUAAUUUUUCUAGCUCACAUUAACAGUAACAAAUUACAAUUUUGACCUUCAUUAUUAACAAAACAAAUUAAACUUAGUUUUUUGUGGGUUUUUUUUUUCUGGGCUAUGUGGCCAUAGCCUGAAACACCAACAAAAAACUGGAUGCUGGCCAUGAAAGCCUUCAACUUCACAAAUUAACCUUGUUUAUUUUAACAAGCUCUGAUCCUUAUCUUUUUCCCCCCUGAAAUGGUUGGGGUGGGAGUCAGGGAGCUGUAGUAAGUUCAAAUUCUACACUGUAGAAACCCAAGUCUAAUUUUUCCCUUUUCAAGAGAGAUUGUACAAAUAAAGUAUAUUUAUAUCUGUU
Sceloporus undulatus (fence lizard) is the source of this 4236-nucleotide messenger RNA. Its product is annotated as zinc finger protein OZF-like. Gene Ontology annotation, molecular function: histone H3K36 methyltransferase activity; recombination hotspot binding; histone H3K4 methyltransferase activity. The transcript has 3 exons. Bases 590 to 2014 code for a protein of 474 amino acids. Gene Ontology annotation, biological process: positive regulation of reciprocal meiotic recombination; regulation of DNA-templated transcription. Gene Ontology annotation, cellular component: nucleus. The record is from RefSeq and is a predicted model, not a curated record. Lineage: Eukaryota; Metazoa; Chordata; Lepidosauria; Squamata; Phrynosomatidae.